Messenger RNA from Nylanderia fulva, 1790 nucleotides. Its product is annotated as cancer-related nucleoside-triphosphatase homolog. Lineage: Eukaryota; Metazoa; Arthropoda; Insecta; Hymenoptera; Formicidae. Gene Ontology annotation, molecular function: ATP hydrolysis activity. The record is from RefSeq and is a predicted model, not a curated record.
CCUGUCGCUGCUCGCUCGGCCCGAUCAGCUGAUCGGUCCUUCGCUUCUCCCUCCUCAAGCCUCCCUUACGCUGCGCGCUGGCUUCUACUCUACUACUCUUGGUCCUCGUCACGUUGGAACUCGUCGCGACGAGUUCCUCCGCCUCGAGUGCUCCACGGCGUUUUGGAAGCGACCUUGCGGGUUUUUGACAGGAGCGACUUUGACAGCUGUGUUCUUAUCUCGCUCGCCUUCGCGGCGAUCGCCCCUUCUUCGGGUAUAUUUACGACAUUACGCACGCGAAUUUCGGCGUAAACACGCGCGACGAGUCAUGGAAACUGCUGGUGGCGCGUCGCGGAUAUUGCAUGUACUGCUCACGGGUCCCCCAGGAAUAGGUAAAACUACAGUGUGCAAAAAGAUUGCAUCUAUGCUGGAGAAGAGCAAAAGCUUCGAUGGGUUUUAUACAGAAGAGGUACGAGAUCGGAGCGGUCACAGAAUUGGCUUUGACAUCGUACGAGUACGAGAUCCUGAAAGAAGAUCGUCCCUGGCACGACUAAAAAAUUUAACAGAUGCUCGACAGGCUUCCGAGCACCAAGUAGGAAACUAUAGCGUUUUUCUGGAUAACUUCGAGGUGAUAGCACUUCCGGUAUUGGACCUAGACACUGAUUUAUUGUUCAUCGACGAGAUCGGCAAGAUGGAAUUAUUCAGUAAGGACUUCAAGAAGAAAGUAACAAACAUAUUUUUCGGCUCCUCCAAGAGAGCCUCCGUGAUCGGGACCAUCCCGCAGAUGCACAAAGUGCCGCGACAACACGCGGAAUUGUUCGAGAAGUUCCACGCAGACGAAAGAAUUAAGAUUGUAAAUGUGUCUCGCGAAAAUCGGAAUAACUUACCGAAAGAAAUCAUUCGUCUUUUAUAAACACAUGUUUCAAUUCAUUUUCGCACUCGUAAUUUAUUAUGUUUUCGUCACCUUCGUAUGUAAAUGCAAGUAAAAUAUUCGAUUCUUUUAUAUGUACAUUAUAAACAUCAUUUAUUGUUAACAAAAAACAAAAUGUUAGAUCAAAGAAAUCCAUCCGAUCACCGAUAGAUUUGUAAAAAAAGUUGUCACAAAUAACGUGACAAGCGUACAUUGUGAUUGGAUGGAUUAUUGUACUACGUAAUUAUGCUAACUUGCAUAUGCAUAUGCACUUAUAUAUUUUCAUAUAUAAUAAUUAUAUUUCUUUUCCCACCAUUGGUCAUUAAAGAAUCAAUUAAAAGUAUCGCGAUAUAAGAGUGUGUCUGCGUUUAUAUAAAUAAUAGAUCAUAAGUUAAAACAUUCUAUAUUGUGUAUGUGUGGAAAGAUAUUGAGGAUUAAAUUUGUUCUCUAUUUAUAUGGUGCACGCGCUCGCAGAUAUCUUUAACGAGCAAGGUGGUCCUAUCGAUUGAGGGUACAAAAUAGAAAUGUUUCUCCUUCGCAUUAUUUUGUCACAAAGAAACACAAAUCACUAGCGUUUAAAUGAGAGAGCUAUUACUAUUAAGCUAUUUUCUUAUUAAAGUCAAUAUCGUUUCUUUUUCCUAUCUAUGAUGUAUCAUCGUAAAUGGAAAAGUCAAGUAGAUUUGUCUGUUGUAAAAAUAAGCGAAACCUUUUUCAUUUUUGUACCCAUCAAUAUAUAUCAUGCAUUUUCACUGCAUAUACUUUAUUAAUACAGGAAAAAUGUUUUCCUGUAAUCUCCUAAAAAGAAUAUAAUAAUUAUUGUUGUGUGGAGAAGCACACCUAAUCUCUUACCUUCUCCAUUUCGGUAUCAAAUAUAUUACGCACACUUUGAUUGGGCUACUUA